ACCGCCCCAUUCUUCUUCUUAACCCCAACCCCCACAGCCCCCCCCCGCGCAUCCCCACCCUGGUGCGAGAUUGCACGCCACCGACGGAAGCUUCUGGAAUAGAGAGGAGAGACCGAGGAAGCGCCGUCCGGGAGAGCCCUUGAGUACCUUGGGCUUUCUUUCAAGAAGGUACAACCCAUUGAAUAGGCAUCAGAUUUUUAGUACUGCUAGAAGCUAUAACAUGAAAGCAUAUCCAGGAUGAGGGAAAGAAGCUACAGUUAUAGUCCAUCACCACCAAGGGGUUAUGGGAGAAGAGGUCGGAGCCCAAGCCCAAGAGGUCGUUAUGGAGGCCGUGGUAGAGAUCUUCCAACCAGUCUUCUAGUUAGGAAUCUUCGUCGGGACUGUAGGCCUGAGGAUCUUCGUAGGCCAUUUGGGCAAUUUGGCCCUCUCAAAGACAUUUAUUUGCCGCGUGAUUAUUACACCGGAGAGCCCCGAGGAUUUGGAUUUGUCCAAUAUGUUGACCCAAAUGAUGCAGCUGAAGCGAAAUAUCAAAUGGAUGGGCAAAUUCUACUUGGGAGGGAAUUGACUGUUGUAUUUGCAGAGGAAAACAGAAAGAAGCCAGCUGAUAUGAGGGCCAGAGAGAGAGUAAGGGGUCGAACAUAUGAUUACCGGAGGUCACCUCGUCAUUCACGUUCCCCUCGAUAUUUUCGCUCCCGAUCCCCUCGUUACGCCCGUUCUCCACGCUAUGCAAGGUCUCGGUCUCAGUCUCACAGCCGUAGUUUCUAUCCACCUUCUCCUAAGCGACACUACUCAAGAUCUAUUUCACCUCAAGAUAGAAGGUCACACCGUGAGAGGUCAUACUCACGCUCACCUGCAUACAGUCGAGAUAGAAGGUUGCACGUUCAUGGGUCAUACUCGCGCUCGCCUGCAUACAGCAGGUCAAGGAGCAGGAGUCCAGUUGAUGAUUAUCCGAGCAAGCCAUCGCACAGAGAAAGGUCUCUAUCUGUCAGCCAGUAGAGUGGAUUGAAUUUGAGCGCACAUAUGUUGCAUGCUGACCUUUACUGGUAACUUUCGCAAAAGCUUGAUCGAUGUUGGAUGUUAGGACUAUUCUUGUAUGUUUCAUGUUAGACCUUUUUUUGUUGAACAUGUGAAACGUUUUGGAUGUGAAUACUUAGUUUGGCGUAGCAAUGCUGAAAUUGAAAUUUAGUGAUUCAAAUUGAGUGCUAGGAUGGGGCUUAAACACCAUCUGAAUUUAUGUGGUGGGGCUAUUUGCUUGGUUCUAAUGCAUGCACUUGAUAGGAUUUUGGAGCC
This is a messenger RNA of Phoenix dactylifera (date palm), 1290 nucleotides long. Its product is annotated as serine/arginine-rich SC35-like splicing factor SCL30A. Lineage: Eukaryota; Viridiplantae; Streptophyta; Magnoliopsida; Arecales; Arecaceae. The record is from RefSeq and is a predicted model, not a curated record. Gene Ontology annotation, molecular function: RNA binding.